Molecule: messenger RNA, 3345 nt
Organism: Galeopterus variegatus (Sunda flying lemur)
Lineage: Eukaryota; Metazoa; Chordata; Mammalia; Dermoptera; Cynocephalidae
Gene: EPHB1
Product: EPH receptor B1
Exons: 13
Biological process (GO): axon guidance; protein phosphorylation
Cellular component (GO): neuron projection
Molecular function (GO): ATP binding; transmembrane-ephrin receptor activity; protein binding
Source: RefSeq, a predicted model, not a curated record
CCUGCCCUGCAGGGAUGUUCAAGGCCAGCCAGGAAGCUGAAGGCUGCUCCCACUGCCCCUCCAACAGCCGCUCCCCUUCAGAGGCGUCUCCCAUCUGCACCUGCCGGACGGGCUAUUACCGAGCGGAUUUUGACCCCCCAGAAGUGGCAUGCACUAGUGUCCCAUCAGGUCCCCGCAACGUCAUCUCCAUUGUCAACGAGACUUCUAUUAUUCUGGAGUGGCACCCACCGAGGGAGACAGGUGGGCGGGAUGAUGUGACGUACAACAUCAUCUGCAAAAAGUGCCGGGCAGACCGUCGGAGCUGCUCCCGCUGUGAUGACAAUGUGGAGUUUGUGCCCAGGCAGCUGGGACUAACCGAGUGCCGUGUCUCCAUCAGCAGUCUGUGGGCCCACACCCCCUACACCUUUGACAUCCAAGCCAUCAAUGGAGUCUCCAACAAGAGUCCCUUCCCCCCACAGCAUGUCUCUGUCAAUAUCACCACAAACCAAGCUGCCCCCUCCACUGUUCCCAUCAUGCACCAGGUCAGUGCUACCAUGAGGAGCAUCACCUUGUCAUGGCCACAGCCGGAGCAGCCCAAUGGCAUCAUCCUGGACUAUGAGAUCCGCUACUAUGAGAAGGAACACAAUGAGUUCAACUCCUCCAUGGCCAGGAGCCAGACCAACACUGCUCGGAUCGACGGGCUGCGGCCCGGCAUGGUGUACGUGGUGCAGGUGCGUGCCCGCACUGUGGCCGGCUACGGCAAGUUCAGUGGCAAGAUGUGCUUCCAGACUCUGACUGACGACGAUUACAAGUCGGAGCUGAGGGAGCAGCUGCCCCUGAUCGCUGGCUCGGCGGCAGCCGGGGUCGUGUUCAUCGUGUCCUUGGUGGCCAUCUCUGUCGUCUGUAGCAGGAAACGGGCCUAUAGCAAAGAGGCUGUAUACAGUGACAAGCUCCAGCAUUACAGCACAGGCCGAGGCUCCCCAGGGAUGAAGAUCUACAUUGACCCCUUCACUUACGAGGACCCCAAUGAAGCUGUCCGGGAGUUUGCCAAGGAGAUCGAUGUAUCUUUUGUGAAAAUUGAAGAGGUCAUCGGAGCAGGAGAGUUUGGAGAGGUGUACAAAGGGCGUUUGAAGCUGCCGGGCAAGAGGGAAAUCUACGUGGCCAUCAAGACGCUGAAGGCUGGGUACUCGGAAAAGCAGCGUCGGGACUUUCUGAGUGAGGCGAGCAUCAUGGGCCAGUUUGACCACCCCAACAUCAUUCGCCUGGAGGGCGUGGUCACCAAGAGUCGACCCGUCAUGAUCAUCACAGAGUUCAUGGAGAAUGGUGCUUUGGAUUCUUUCCUCAGGCAAAAUGAUGGGCAGUUCACAGUGAUCCAGCUGGUGGGUAUGCUCAGGGGCAUCGCGGCUGGCAUGAAGUACCUGGCCGAGAUGAAUUAUGUGCACCGGGACCUGGCUGCUAGGAACAUUCUGGUCAACAGUAACCUGGUGUGCAAGGUGUCCGACUUUGGCCUCUCCCGCUACCUCCAGGAUGACACCUCAGACCCCACCUACACCAGCUCCUUGGGAGGGAAGAUCCCCGUGAGAUGGACGGCUCCAGAGGCCAUUGCCUACCGCAAGUUCACUUCAGCCAGCGACGUUUGGAGCUAUGGGAUUGUCAUGUGGGAAGUCAUGUCAUUUGGAGAGAGACCCUACUGGGAUAUGUCCAACCAAGAUGUCAUCAAUGCCAUUGAGCAGGACUACCGGCUGCCCCCACCCAUGGACUGCCCAGCUGCUCUACACCAGCUCAUGCUGGACUGUUGGCAGAAGGACCGUAACAGCCGGCCUCGCUUUGCAGAGAUUGUCAACACCCUGGACAAGAUGAUCCGGAACCCGGCAAGUCUCAAGACUGUGGCAACCAUCACCGCCGUGCCUUCCCAGCCCCUGCUAGACCGCUCCAUCCCAGACUUUACGGCCUUCACCACCGUGGACGACUGGCUCAGUGCCAUCAAAAUGGUCCAGUACAGGGACAGCUUCCUCACCGCCGGCUUCACCUCCCUCCCGCUGGUCACCCAGAUGACAUCAGAAGAUCUCCUGAGAAUAGGGGUCACCUUGGCAGGCCAUCAGAAGAAGAUCCUGAACAGCAUUCAUUCUAUGAGGGUCCAGAUGAGUCAGUCACCAACAGCAAUGGCAUGAGAACUCUCGUUUUCUUGGGGAAGGAGAGGAAGGAAAGAAACCAGGGUCAAGAAGGAACCAGACAUUGACCAGUGUGGAAUGUGCUGGAAAGAUUGGCUUCUCGACUGAGGAAUGCAUUUCCAUCCAUGAAGAAUGAACUGGACCUGUUGCAAAUAGGCAACCUUCAUUUCUCAGCAGCAGCAACAUGUUUAAGGUGCCGUGGGAAACCAAACAUAUGAUAAAAAUAUAAAAAGGUGAUGUUCAACAGAAGUGAAGACAAAACAGUAUGCAUCGGGAAUGAGAGUAAACCCAGCUCCCACCCUCAGUGGGCUGCAGUCAUCCGUCACCAGGAAGAAGGGAAGGAGGUGGAGGGAAGAAACAGAAGCAGUGUUCCAUUUUCUUCCUCACCAAUGACAUUCUUUCUUUUCUCCUUUUGUGCUCCUCCCCGAGAACCCCCUCCCAGCACCCAUGCCCAUUUCCCUUUGCUCAUGACUCCUGUAGGGAUGUUUCUUCAAACAAAACCCAGCUCCUGAGUCUCCAGAUGUUGUUCUGUCAGUUGCCAAAGGACUUUGCUGACCACUGCAUGGGGAUCCAACCAAUUCAAUUAAUGUCUUCAUAUUGAAGAAGAGAUGUACCUUCAAUUGAAAACCUUGUUUUUCUUUUGUUUGCAUUUUCUGCAAAAAGGAAAAAGAAAUCACAGAUUGGAAAAAACAAAAAAAGAAAAACCUGUUUCCGUGUGCAAGAGCACACGUAUGUAUGUCUGCGUUAUAAAGUGAUUGUGCUUGUCCGUAACAGAUGCAAACAAGAAAGAAGAACUGGGGAGUCUUUGCCCCUGGGAAAUCCAACGGGGCUUGCAUGUGUUGUUGGUUUGGCUUUGGGGUUGGCCCAGUUGGCCUGUUGAUCCAAUGGGAAGAGAGGAGAGGGAGAAAAAUAAUCCGAAAGAGUUUGCAAAUCUAGACAGGAAACAGGAGAGUGGUUUGAAUUGGAUGCAGUGUGGGCCAUUCUAGAAUGAUACUGACUGAUUAAUAAUUCUCGAUAACAUCUGAAGAAAAGGAGAAAGAAGGUAUUUCUGGAGAAUGUUCUUCCACGUCCCUGGAAUCUGCAAUUCAAGAGGUGGCAAGGGAGGAUUCUUCUUGCCUUACCCGUGGACUGGCUUAAGCCAAGUGGCAUCCGAGGAAUGUUUCAAAUGUGUCUGUGUUUCUCUUUACAUUCCUUG